This is a messenger RNA of Amoebophrya sp. A120, 4531 nucleotides long. The record is from the annotation of a GenBank genome assembly. NCBI's taxonomy places the organism in Eukaryota, Dinophyceae, Syndiniales, Amoebophryaceae.
ACGAGGGCCUGUCCCCGCCCCUGCGUUAGGCAAAAAAUACUCUGGUCUGAGUUCGACUGCGACGCCAGGAAUUGCCUCCCUCGCAGAUCAUUUACCUGUGGACGCUGAUUUGUGGACACGACAUGCAACAAAACACGAGCUAGCAGAACUAGACGACACGACGGACUGUGGAGCUCUCGUUUCAGGUAGUGUCAAAAGCAGUUCCUGCGCAGACGCUGAGCAAUUUUUUUCAAUCAUGAAUCCCUCGAGUGCUACAGAUGAUGUGUCAGCAGGCGUAAAGCUGUCACAACACUGGGAACGUAAACUUCGCGCCGCGCCUUUGAUGAUGAUGGUCAACGUGGCCGAAAUGGUUUUCGCGGACCGUUUCCGUUCCUGCAGGCGGAACGCAUUCGCGGGCGAGAUGGUGAUGAAGCGCCUCGCUACUACCGAUCCGUUCGACAUGUAUAACUGCCGCGUUGACGAGCCGGACUGCUUCUGGCGAGUGCGCGCGUCCCCGGAGUUCAACAGCUUCUACUCUGCCUGGGUGCAAUACGCUGUUGGCGGAGCCUGCAACUACGUGGGAGCGUCGCUUUUCUUUCCCACACUGGCCGUACGGGAGCCGGAGCGGUACUUUCCGGCGCGGUUGGCUUCGAUGGGAUUAUUGGUGUACCGCAUGCACAUGCGCAAGGUGAAGUCGGCGGAAUGGCGGCGAAAAAUGAUGCAGUCGGUGAACAAAAAGACGAACGUGAGCGACACAAUAGACAACAGCACAACCACUACUACGGUGUUAGCCCCUUAUGGGAACAAACGCUAUUUCCAGUGCCGCCCAGCAAGUCACUGUUCUGAUCCAGACGCACCUCUAGGGACUGCGAAAGCCGUCACGCCCUACCAUACCUGGAUGGUGUACUGGGAAAUACAGAACGCGCGCACUUCAAGGCACUGGGGGCGGCGCGGCACUGUUUCCGCUUCUACGACAACGUCCACAACGAGUCGGCCGCCUUCUGGCAGCCCUUUUGACGUCGACGUCGAGAGUGAACAAGAUGUCGCAGCGGAGGCUACUUCAAGAAGCGAAGUAGAGAUGCUCGUCUCUCCGAGUCGAGUGAAGCGACCGGACCCGGGUCUGGCGAUGUCGUGGUGGUAUAACACGGUCGGGAUAAACUUUGCAAUUCCUGUGACGGGGGAAUUUUGGCGUCGCGCAGCCGACCGGUUCCUCCCGGACACGGGGUUCCUUGCUGCCCUGUUUCGUUUCUUUGCCUUCUGUAUCAAAUGUAAAAAUGUCUGGGUCUUGAAGAUUGGAACUUGUGACGCUAACUUUGAACUCUAGAAAAAUCUGUAUUGCAUGACCAGCAAGAGGAGUCUAGUUUGUGCUACGCGGGGAGGGCGUUUGUCAUGCGGAGUAGGCAUCAGGAAGCCCUCUCAAAAUCUGUGACGCGCGGCCGUGCAUUACAGACAUCCUGGGUCAUGUAAAACAUGCAGGACAAAUCUCAGAAUCUUCCAGACCCAGACAUUUUUGCAUUUGAUAUUCUGCACUCGCGCGGACGUGGACGUCGAUCCUGCCGUUAUUCUAUCAAAUGUAAAAAUGUCUGGGUCUGGAAGAUUGCCAGGUUUGUCAUGCACAUUUUGCAUGACUCCUGAUGUCUGUGAUGCAUGCCCUAGCAUCACAGAUUUUGUGAGGGCUUCCUGAUGCCUAUACCGCAUGACAAAUGCUCUUUGCGUGUAGCAAAACUUGGACUCUCUUUGCUGCUCAUGCAAUUAACAGAUUUUUUUAUAAUCCAAAAUCAGCAUGACAAGUUGCAUUCUUCCAGACCCAGACAUUUUUACACUUGAUAUAUUCGUGAGGAAGUGCGGACCCGCCUUGUGGGAUCGUCACGGUCGCUCGCGGUACCAGCGCGAACAACACAUGUUCCCAAGAGGGACGACAUGGACGACACUGUUCCUGGUCUGGAAGGACAAGAUCUUCUUCGUGUUGGAACUAGGUGGUCUCCCCUUUCACUUUUCGAGAGAAGUACUAGUAGACCUCUCCUGGGACGACGAGAGCUCUCGUUAGCAAAAACAACGAGAGCAGACGAAGCAUCAUCGGCGCCGUUGUUGUGUUACCUGAAUCUGUGUGAUGCAAGCAGCAUUGUUGAGGGUGCAAAGCAGGUUCUGUUUGCCUCCCUGGCGUUCAAAGAAGAGCUUGGACGGGAAAUUUGGGAGUGCGCACAGGACAACGAAGGCUACAGUUUGCGAAGUUUCUUCGUUUUUUUUCGCCCGGAAAAGGACCAUAUGGGCAUGUGCAGUGGCGGUGCUGAAGUGGAGGUGGAUGUUCACCACUGCUGCAGAGAAAUCUAUCCCGCGAUCUAUUACAGUGAAAAGUGCUUUCCACCCCAAAGUUGCAAAAAUUUGUGAUGCGAAGUUUCCAAAUGAAAACUUUUUGUCAUGCAUGAAAGGAGUAUGAAUCUUUCUGAUGCAGAUUCUAGUCGUGUUUCGCAUCGCUUUCAUGACAAGCACCGCUCUUGCUGGGAUCUUUUGCAAUACAAAUUUUUGCUAUUCGCGAUCGGAAAUCUGUGAUGCUGAUACAUGCAAGAGGGCGAAUUUUUCAUUUGGAAAGGUUUGCAAUACAAAUGCUUUCAAGUUCGGGGGUGGGGGCAUUUUUCAUUGUAAUACGAUCAAUAACCUGCGCUGGCAAGAACACGUGUCGAAUCCGACUUAUGGAUGUGUCAGAGUUGAAAUCGACAAAGUUGAAAUAAUUUGUCAUGCAUAAAAUGGAUGCCAGUUGGAACCCAUUUUCCAAGUGGCGCAUGACAAAUUUCGGCGGUCCCUAAAUCCAGUUUGUCGUGCUGUCUAGGCAAAGAAGAGUGAUUUUCUCAUGCUACUUUAGCAGCUCGAGCUGUAACCCCAAACAGGCUUACAAUCGGCCUCACUUGCCUGCUCUGCAACGCACGCACCUCGGGGCAUGCAUUUUAUGCAUUACAAAUUAUUUCAACUUUGACGAUUUCAAACCUGACGCUUCCAUACGACUCUGAUGCGGCUGCCCAACGUACUGCACCUCGACGCACAGGACGCGAUUUGGGGUGGAGUGCCAACGAGCCGCGUGGAAGCGGAUCGAUACGCUACCCUUGCCUUAGUGGAUCUCUCCACUUUUAUGGCGCUUCUGUUGGUUGACCAAGACGAGCGUCCUGGUUCCGCGGAACCUUUCCAGACGGCUCCUCACCGGCCAGCGGAUGGUACCCUGCCAACCGAGACUAGCUCGCCGUCGACACGGGGUUGUGCACCUGCUGCUGAUGUUCUUGUUCAUGCACCUGAUGCUGACCACAGCUACUUGAAGAAUGAUACCACGCCUGUCGUGACGGAAUGCUGGCGCAAAGCGCUGCGAGACACCGUUCAGGUGUUUGUACGGACGGAUGAGAGCGGAUGCGGUAGGUACGACGAUUGGACGAGCUGGGCUUUGCCGGACAAAGAGAUGGAGGUGUUAAGUCAACAAGCGCCAACCUUUUUGAAAGGGUCACUUCUCAACAAUGCAACGUCUGCAGGACGCAGUAUCCAGCCAGGGCAGCAGAAUGAUUUUUCGCAUAACAGAAGAGACCCACUUUUCUGUUCCUUCCAGGAGUGGUCGGAAAAGAAUAGCUUAGCUUUUCCCGCCAGACCGGGGGAGGGUUCUUUGCAGUUGCGCAUGCUCAUGGAGGUUCACGCAAGGGCGUUCGGCGACCAUUCCACAACGAAAAGUGCAUUAACGGCACUCGACUUGUCGUCAAAGGUUGUAGCCUUUGCACGAGAUGUUACAAAGAAGGCCUGGGGCGUGCGUGUGGUGCUAGAAAAUGCUCUCCGAUAGUUUAGUAAGCAUUUUGAGUUCACAGAAUGAUUAAUCAGUAGUCGUAGUGUAGUAUUGAAAACUAACCGAUCAGGGCUUGCUUUUAUUACAUUUGCUCCCUCCGGGACCGGGACGUGCCGGUUUUAUUCGAUGAUGUUGAUCACUACCACAACGCAUCAACGCAGCUCCUAAGGCACGCUGACUGUAGUAAGCACGUACGAGUAACUGAGUUUCUAGUCAUAAUUUAAUACAUUCAUAAAAAUGUGGUGAAGAGUGAAGACCAAGACCGCAUCCGAGUAAGACAGUAGUAUCUAUACAUAGCGAAACUAGCAACAUGAUCUAUUGCUGGGCGAGACACGACGGGGAAACGACAGGACGCCCUCCUAGGCCUCGCGUCUUUUGUGAUAAAUCUCCAGCAUACCAGCAUAGUAUAGAAAGCGCACGUCCAGAUGUAGCAAGUCAUGAAAGGCGAAAUCAAAGUGCAACUGCUGAAAAAGCGAAGGGAGAGGAUUUGCUUAUCGUGUUUCUUUUUUCAUCUCUCCUUUUUUUCUCACUUGUCUUUUUUACAUACAAUACAACGUCGUCAGUGCUGCUAGGCGUAGGCUUGGGUCAGACGUACUUCUUCGUCUCCCGACGAUUUUGGUUUUCGAGAAAGCGGGGUGGAAUUUGGAGCUUUUUGGGGACUUACCACUACUCCUGGACAGCUCGUCAGGCGCUUCUAAUUCUAAUUCUAAUUCUAUUUCCACACAAUGCUGGCCCGAU